This is a messenger RNA of Haliotis rufescens (red abalone), 771 nucleotides long. Its product is annotated as protein starmaker-like. The transcript is spliced from 4 exons. The coding region runs from base 1 to 771 and encodes 256 amino acids. The record is from RefSeq and is a predicted model, not a curated record. NCBI's taxonomy places the organism in Eukaryota, Metazoa, Mollusca, Gastropoda, Lepetellida, Haliotidae.
AUGCGUCAAGACGAGAACCAAGUCAGUUUUCACAAGAUGUUCGUGGCAAUAAAUCCCGACUCCGCAGCAACAGGAUUUUGUGUUGUGACAGAUGAAGACUCCCGAGACUGUCGAGGAUGUGGAAUUCUUUCUAAAGGAAGGGGGGUCUGCAGAAUACAAAGCCACAUCGAAGGGGGGAGAGAGGGAGUACACUGUGUAGGGGUGGGGAGGAUUGUUGAUGAGAUUGUGGAUGAGGAUGAAGCUGAGGAUAUAGAUGAGGAUGAGGAUGAAGAUGAGGAUGAAGAUAAAGUUGAGGAUAAAGAUGAGGAUGAAGAUAAAGAUGAGGAUAAAGUUGAGGAUGAGGAUGAGGAUAAAGAUAAAGUUGAGGAUAAAGAUGAGGAUAAAGAUGAGGAUGAAGAUAAAGUUGAGGAUGAAGAUAAAGUUGAGGAUAAAGAUGAGGAUGAAGAUAAAGUUGAGGAUAAAGAUGAGGAUGAAGAUAAAGUUGAGGAUAAAGAUGAGGAUGAAGAUAAAGAUGAGGAUGAAGAUGAGGAUGAAGAUAAAGUUGAGAAUGAGGAUGAAGAUGAGGAUGAACAUAAAGAUGAAACUGAGGAUGAGGAUGAGGAUGAAGAUAAAGAUGAGGAUGAGGAUGAAAUUGAGGAUAAAGAUGAGAAUGAGGAUGAAGAUAAAGUUGAGGAUGAGGAUGAGGAUGAAGAUAAGGAUGAGGAGGAGGAUGAAAUGAGGAUGAAGAUAAGGAUGAGGAUGAAGAUGAAGAUAAGGAUGAGGAUGAAAUGA